This is a messenger RNA of Anopheles coustani, 2081 nucleotides long. Its product is annotated as outer mitochondrial transmembrane helix translocase-like. Gene Ontology annotation, molecular function: ATP hydrolysis activity; ATP binding. The record is from RefSeq and is a predicted model, not a curated record. The transcript is spliced from 3 exons. NCBI's taxonomy places the organism in Eukaryota, Metazoa, Arthropoda, Insecta, Diptera, Culicidae. Gene Ontology annotation, cellular component: mitochondrial outer membrane. The coding region runs from base 171 to 1361 and encodes 396 amino acids.
ACGUAGCAAACAAGGUAGAAAAGAUCUGCAAGCAUUUCGUCAUUACCUCCUUGUCAGGAGGAACGUUUUACGAAGGUCCAGAAUCAGUUUCCUGCCGUAGGAUAACGUAACAUCGGGCACAGUCCUUCGGAUACCGAACGCGUUAAACGUUUUCCCAUAACAACAGCGUAAUGUCUGGAGUGAACGUAUCACGCAACGAGGUGGUGCAGUUCGUACUGCGGAUCUCGCUGUUAUCAAUCGUCACCUACUACUCUGCGAAAUGGUUGAUCCGGAAUUUGGAUCCGUCCAACAAAACCAAAAAGAAAGCCAUCGAGCAUGCGGAGGAUAUUCUGAAGAAGUUGAGUCCCACACUCAAAAAAUCUGCUGUACAGAACCUAAACGAAUACGAAAUGGUUAUUGCGUCCCACUUGAUUGUGCCGGAGAACAUUUCUGAAAGCUGGGACAGCAUUGCCGGAUUGGAUCACGUGUGUGAGGAAAUCAAGGAGAGUCUCGUGUUUCCCGUGUGCCACCGUGACAUGUUUGCCGGAUCGGCGCUCUAUCAACCACCGAAAGGAGUGUUACUUUAUGGUCCACCUGGUUGUGGCAAAACGCUAAUCGCCAAGGCAACGGCAAAGGAGGCUGGUAUGCGCUUCAUUAAUCUGGACGUCGCGAUGCUGACGGACAAGUGGUAUGGUGAGUCGCAGAAGCUCGCGUCGGCUGUGUUCUCGCUGGCGGUAAAAAUUCAACCAUGCAUCAUCUUCAUCGAUGAGAUCGAUUCGUUCCUUCGCGCGCGUAACUCUUCCGAUCACGAAGCCACGGCUAUGAUGAAAACGCAGUUUAUGAUGCUUUGGGACGGCCUUAAUACCGAAUCCGAUUCGACCGUAAUCGUCAUGGGGGCCACCAAUCGUCCGCAGGAUCUUGACAAAGCUAUUCUCCGUCGUAUGCCAGCCCAGUUCCACAUCGGCUUACCUAGUGAAGAGCAACGCCAGAAAAUCCUACAACUUGUGUUGCAGAAGGAGCGGCUCUCGCCAGAGAUCGAUUUUGCCCAGCUGGCCCGCCUAACCAACGGUUUCUCCGGUUCGGAUUUGAAGGAAAUUUGCCGUAACGCGUCGGUUCACCGAGUGCGGAAAGUGAUGAAGAGCAAGGAGAUGAUUGCAGCGGUUCAAGCGGCUGCAAACAAGGCACACGCCAAUGGUACCGCUGAAGGAUCCUCCAAGACGAUGGCUAACGGAAAUGGUGUGUUGCCGGGCGUUUCUCAAACCUUCCAGGAAAUGGGUACCCCCGCCAUCACAAUGGAGGAUCUGACGGAAUCGCUGCGCGGCAUGAAACACUCCAAGUACACUACAGGCGUGGUUAGUGACGCACGGAUCGAUUUGGAUUAAGGUGCCUAGGAGAUAUUGCUAGUUGGCGUAUGGUUAUUUCCAGGUUGUUCACUAGUCUACAAGAGAAAGCAAACUACAUAGAAAUGAGUGUUAACAAAGAGAAGAAAUUCUACAUUCAAAACGAAAAAAUAUAAAUAUUCAUCUUCCUCUUGCGUGAUGCGUGCAUAAAUAGCUGGCAAGGAUGUGGUAGGCCAUGAUGGAUACUAUAUUUACGCAAAAGCACAUAAAAAUAUUUGGUUUAACGUUUACUAGUAAGUUCUUGGACGCAUAGUUUUAUACACUUAAACACACACACACACACCCAUUAUCGAAAAAAGAGUCACUAUUUACGAGUAAACUAAACUUCCGGAUUAACAGCCUCGAAUCAGUGUUUUAAGAACCAUCACUUGAUGUGUUUGUCACAUGUAACAGGACGGAAAAUGAUGAAGACAAAACAAAAAGCUUAAAAUGUAAAUCCUAACGAGAACGGACUCGAAGGGUACGCAAUAUUGUAUUUAUCCUCCAAAGGACACGUUGAAUUGUUCAAAUUGUUUAAACAAUCGGAUGUAAGAUUUACCUGGCAUACACAGAGGAACCAUGGAUUCGCCAUACACCUUCACCUAGGCGCGGUAGUUUUAUUGCUUCACUGUAUGUCCAGCGAACAGCUCAUGGUGUAUUACACGUAGGUGCAUGUUACGCACAUAAAAAUUACCAUUAAACAAAAAAAAAAAACAAAGAAAA